AGUUUUACAAGUAGCUUUGUCAGCAGGCACCAGACAUGAUGUUUCCGUGCAGCGCCUUACCGCCACCUCUCUACCCGGACCUGCUGUGCCCUCCGGCCGCUCUGACCUCUCCUCUCUCCCGGUCACUGCCGUCCGGUUACCGCGUGGAGGAUCUCCUACGAAUUAGUCAGCCAGCGUACAGCUACAUACAGCGGACGUUCUCGGUCGCAAAUCCCGGAGAAGUCCUAUCGCUGAGCCUGGGUCCGGGCGCCUCACCCCGGGCUUUGGGACCCAGCACAGCACGCCCUGCGUUUCAGAGCUCCAGCCAGCCGAACCACAACAGCGACCAUCCACAGUCUGCCUGCCCCGCCUCAAGCUGCCUCAAGUUCGGCGUUAGCGCCAUACUGGCACCGUCCACACAGAGUGGUUGCUCUUCUCCUCCUGUCCACAGUUUGCAAACUAAAUCGUUCCCUCUACCAUUCCUGGAUGCAAGUCUCCAUCCUUUCAUCAGAGCUUCCUGUUUCACAGCUUCCUCCUCCUCAGUGGUGCCUGUCCCUGGAACCUUUUCAUGGCCCCUGGCCCCCAGAGGGAAGCCCAGGCGGGGCAUGCUACGACGUGCCGUCUUCUCAGACCUCCAGCGAAAAGCCCUGGAGAGAACGUUCCAGAAGCAGAAGUACAUCAGCAAGCCAGACAGGAAGAAGCUGGCCUCUAAACUGGCACUCAAAGACUCACAGGUGAAGAUCUGGUUUCAGAACCGCAGGAUGAAAUGGAGGAACUCUAAAGAAAGGGAGCUGCUGUCGACCGGGGGCUGCCGCCAGCAGACCCUUCCCACCAAAACCAACCCCCACCCAGACCUCACAGAUGUACGCAGCACGUACUGCCCCAGCAGACGAGACAGGACUGCAGCCACGGGCCAAGAACAGCUGGAGAGCCAGCAAUCACAUCUUCACCAUCACCACCACCACCACCACCACGGCUCUUCUCCAUCACAGUCCAGCAGUGAAGAAAUCACAGUUUCGUAAGAACUUUUUAAAUCAGCGUUUUUGAACUCCAGGUCUCCAGGACUGUUAUUUGGGAACGCUGAUGAAAGGUGUAAGAAACGCCUGACUAGAGGUCAACAUCACAAGUGCUUCUGUUUCCUUUGUAAAUGGCUGUGUUCUAUCAGCAUCUACUGAAAGUCGGUGCCAUAUUUCUGUACAGAGUUUUUGUAUAUGACUUUUUA
Messenger RNA from Dunckerocampus dactyliophorus (ringed pipefish), 1201 nucleotides. RefSeq names its product homeobox protein DBX1-B-like. The transcript has 4 exons. The coding region runs from base 36 to 1001 and encodes 321 amino acids. Gene Ontology annotation, molecular function: DNA binding; DNA-binding transcription factor activity, RNA polymerase II-specific. Gene Ontology annotation, biological process: regulation of transcription by RNA polymerase II; cell differentiation in spinal cord. The record is from RefSeq and is a predicted model, not a curated record. NCBI's taxonomy places the organism in Eukaryota, Metazoa, Chordata, Actinopteri, Syngnathiformes, Syngnathidae.